CGUCCAAUUGACCUACCCACCAUGUUUGCCUCGGUCGUCCGGUCCCAGACCCGCGCCCUUGCCAAGCGCUCGUCCUUUGUCCGCACCCUCGCCACGCGCUCGGCCCGCUCCAACGUCGCGCUUAAGUUUGAUGGCCGCAAGGCGGUCGUGCGCCUCUCGGGCAUGGCGAUGCUUGGCAUGGCCAUGUCGCUCUCCCACAACGCUGUGCUCUGCCAAGCUGCCGACGGCAAGGAGGGCGAUGCCAAGGGCAGCGUGAGCAAGGACGACGACCCCGUCAGCCGCCUCAUUGAUCAGUUUGGCGCCAAAAUCGGCGAGGUUUCGUUUGGUGGCUUCCUCGGCUUUUGCUCGGGCGCGGCCGUGAAGCAAAUCGGCAAGGCCACCGCCGUCAGCAUUGGCAUCAUCUUUGUCAUGGCUCAGGUUGCGGCCCACAAGGGGUACAUCAACAUCAACUGGGGCAAGGUUGAGAAGGACGCGAUCGCCGCCGUCGAUCCUGAUGGGGAUGGCAAGAUCACGCAGAAGGACUUCAAGAUUUGGUGGAAGCGCUUCCUCGAGUUUGCGCAGUACAACUUUCCGUCGUCGAGCGGCUUUGCCGCUGGCUUUGCCGCCGGCGUGUACAUGUAAACCGCUCGGUAUCUGUUAAAAGUACCAACGCGGUCGUUUACCAGCCUCACAUCAGUUGCUUCAUCGCGUCUACAUAUUAGCUAUCUGCACCCGGCUUCCUGAAAUGUGAC
Messenger RNA from Saprolegnia parasitica CBS 223.65, 731 nucleotides. RefSeq lists its product as hypothetical. Gene Ontology annotation, cellular component: mitochondrial outer membrane. The transcript is spliced from 6 exons. The record is from RefSeq and is a predicted model, not a curated record. The coding region runs from base 22 to 621 and encodes 199 amino acids. Lineage: Eukaryota; Oomycota; Saprolegniomycetes; Saprolegniales; Saprolegniaceae. Gene Ontology annotation, biological process: autophagy of mitochondrion. Gene Ontology annotation, molecular function: calcium ion binding.